This is a messenger RNA of Caenorhabditis angaria, 2561 nucleotides long. Lineage: Eukaryota; Metazoa; Nematoda; Chromadorea; Rhabditida; Rhabditidae. The record is from the annotation of a GenBank genome assembly.
AUGGCUUUUUGGUCGAAAAAACUAAUUGAAAGGGAAUGGUAUCAUGGAGUUAUGCCAAGAGAAGAAUGUAAUGCACUUUUGACGGUGAGGCGUUGAUGCGUAGUGGAAUUAUGAAAGGAGGGGAUACGGAGUUGAUGAAACGCCUGUUUUUCCUGAACAAAAUUCGUCGGUACAGUAAUAGCAUUUGGCGGCGCCCGGUUCUAUCUCCUAGGAACCCUAGGAAAAUUUCGAAACAAUCAUACAUACGUAAUUUCAUCUCUUCUCUUCGAAUAAGUAUAGUAAAAGUCUUAAAAAUUCGUUUUUCACGUAGAAAAACGUGAAAAACUGAAAUCGCUGCGAGACCUCACUCUUUCAAAAAAUGUGUGCGCCUUUGAUUUUCUGAGAAUUUGAUUUUCAGCCUCUAACUACUUUGACAAAGCGUUUUUCAGUACAAAGUAAACAGUUUUCCUUAUUCAUCUCGACGAGACGAAUCAGAUGGUAUACUCAACUUUUUCUGAAAAUGCCUCUAACAUGGUGAAAAUGCUCUGAAAUCACUAUCUAGUGUAAACACCGCGACGCACAAAUGCACAAAUCCUCUAUUUUCCAGACCGACGGCGAUUUUUUGGUUCGAAAAACGACGGAAAAAUCGAAGCCAUUCUUCUGUCUCACAGUUCUUUUCAAACAAGAACCUCGACAUUUUCCAUUAUUCUUUGAAAAUGGCGGAUGGACGUUGAAAAAGGGUGAGUUAUUAUCGAAAAUCUCAUCGCGUUCCACCGAAAUAAACACGCAACGCAGACCGCGUCGCGCCACAACACACACAAAAAAGGGAGGGAAUUUGAAUCGUUUCCUUAUUUGCGUGUGUUGUGGCGCGUCGCGGUCUGCGUUGCGUGUUUAUCUCGGUGGAGCGCGUGGUACCGAUGAGAUUUUCGAUAAUAUCUAUGAAAACCUCCCGUCAAAAAUGAUUUGCAGCUCGAAAAACCGCAAAAAUUCGGACACUUGGUUGAAUUGCUCAAUUGGUUGGUUACUCAAAAAUAUCAAUUAGCACCAACCACAGCGAUUCUUGUUCGAGCUGUUCGACAAGCAAAAUACUAUAUUCAACAUGAUGAAAUUGAGCUGAUCGAUAAAUUGGGAGCCGGUGCAUUUGGACAAGUUUGGAGAGGAAAAUUGAAGAAAAAAGGGGAGGAGCCGAUUGAUGUGGCGGUGAAGAAAAUGAAGGGAAAUCCGAAGAAAUCAAUGUUGAGGGGAUUUGUGAAAGAGGCGAAACUUAUGAGAACUUUAUCGCAUCCGAAUAUGGUUAGAGUUAUUGGAGUUGCGCCAAUGGAAGAACCACUGAUGAUUGUUAUAGAACUAGCUAAGAAUGGAUGUAUGCAGGUAUGCUGCUCCACCAAAAUAAACACGCAACGCAGACCGCGCCGCGCCACAACACACACAAAAAAGGGAGGGAAUUUGAAUCGUUCCCUUAUUUGUGUGUGUUGUGGCGCGACGCGGUCUGCGUUGCGUGUUUAUUUCGGUGGAGCGCGUAAAUACCGAUGAGAUUUUCGAUAAUAAGGUUCGAUUGAUUUAAAAAAAUUAUUUUCAGAGCCACCUUCGCAAGGAGAAAGUUAGCCCAAUUGAAAAAUUGACAGGAUUUGCAGUUGACACCGCUCGUGGAAUGGCUUAUUUAUCAUCAACAAUGAUUAUUCAUCGUGAUUUAGCUGCUCGUAAUUUAUUACUUGGUGCAAAUAUGGAAGUUAAAAUUAGUGAUUUUGGUUUAUCAGAAAGUGGAAAAACUGAAGUGAAAGCUGCGAAAAUUAAAGUUCCGAUUAGAUGGUUGGCACCUGAAACAAUUGACACUGCAAUAUUCACAACGAAAACUGAUGUUUGGUCAUUUGCAGUUACAAUGUGGGAAAUAUUCACAAAUUGUAUCACUGAUCCAUUUCCUGGACUUACAAAUUCUCAAGCAAAAGAUAUUAUUCGACAAAAACAUCCACCUUUAGAAGUUCCUUGUGCAAAUCCAGCAAACACUGAAGCUAUCAAGAAAAUUAAUAGUAUUAUGGCUGAAUGUUUUGCGAAAAAUCCGGAGCUACGACCAACAUUUUGGGAGAUUUUGAAGAAAUUGGCACCCGAAGAAAAUGCGGAACAAUAUAGUAAGAUUGAACCGUUGCCAGAGUUAUCGGAGAAGAAAAUGAGUGGAAGUAGAAGAAUGAAAAAAGGUGGAGGAAAGACUGUGCCGACUGGAUUGAGUGUUGAAACUGUGACUGAAAAAACGGCGGAAAAUGUUGAAGAUUUGGAGAAAACUUCGAAAACGGUACGCAUUUUUUAUCUAAAAUCUUGCCAAAAACCUGAAAUUCUUUCAGAAAAAAUCGAAACGCGCUCCACCGGACCUCAAAAAAUGCGAUUCAACAUUUUUGUCGCCAAGUUUUGCGGAUGGCGGAAGUCGAAGAGUGAAAAAGAGCAAAAUGACACCGAAUUUGUUGACAAAUACUGAAACCGAAAAAACAUUGGAAAAUGAGAAGAAAUCUGAAGAAGCGCCAAAAAAUGAAGGGGAAGAACAGAAGAAAAUUGAAGAAAAUGGAGAUAAUCCGGUUGAAAAAUCGAAUUGA